UGGCACACUUACAAUCCAACAUGGCAUUUCACAAUCCAGCCAAACAGGGGAAAACCCGAUAUGUCCUACUUAAGAGAGAGCAGCGAUGCAGUCUUUGUCACACUCUCACUGAAUUCCCUCAGGCACUUCAAGACAGACACCACAGACUCACUCCGCACCAACCGGCAAGGCAAGGACAUCAACUGAGGAACCAUGACAAGCGGCAGAGUGUUUCUCCUGGCAGCCCUGUGCUCCCUCUUCAUCCUGACUACCUUUAUUGACAGCACAGAGUCAGCCCGCUGCUGCCUGUGCUACUCAAGAAGACAUUUGAAAUGCAGCAGACUGCUGGGCUACACCAUCCAGACCAGCACCGCUUCCUGUGACAUCGAGGCCAUUAUUUUCCACGGCAAAGGGACUUUUAUCUGUGCUGACCCAUUGUCCAGCCACACCCAGAAGUUGAAGAGGUGCCUUGAAAGAAGAAGACCUUAGAGAUCCUCAAACAGGAAACCAAAAUAACCUCUGCAUCAACUUAAACCUUCGACAACAGUUCAUAUGACGCCUGAACCAUAUCUGCUUUGGAUAAUGACACACCUUCUACACUUAAUUAGCAUGAUUUUUGGUAUAUUUCCUAUUUAUAUUUAUAUUUAUAUUUAUAUAUAUAUAUAUUAUAUAUAGACGUGUAGUAUUCUUAAUACAGCCUAAACUGAAUGCUGAGCUUUCAGUGCUUCAAAACAGAUAUUAUAUAUAUAAACAAAUAUUUAUUCUUUAUCUAUUUUUUUAUGUGUAAACAGUUAUUUUAUAGUGUUUGGAUGUCAGAGAACUGGAGUAGCAAUCACUGUAUGCAGUUUUAAAAGUGUGGACGUUUGAUUGUAAUACAUAUUGUUAAGUAAUUUAUUAAAACAGAUUUUUGAUUCAA
Messenger RNA from Labrus mixtus (cuckoo wrasse), 895 nucleotides. RefSeq names its product chemokine (C-C motif) ligand 20b (gene ccl20b). Gene Ontology annotation, molecular function: chemokine activity; CCR chemokine receptor binding. The transcript has 4 exons. The record is from RefSeq and is a predicted model, not a curated record. NCBI's taxonomy places the organism in Eukaryota, Metazoa, Chordata, Actinopteri, Labriformes, Labridae. Gene Ontology annotation, biological process: inflammatory response; cellular response to interleukin-1; lymphocyte chemotaxis. Gene Ontology annotation, cellular component: extracellular region. Bases 193 to 468 code for a protein of 91 amino acids.